CUGUUUGCUAUUCGUGGACAUUUUUUACCUUGUUCAUUAUUGGAUGUGUCUAAAACUCUCAUAGAAAGAAUGAUUGGUUAAGAGUGGCAGUCGUUAGUUGCGUUUUUUUCGUCACUGCUCUCAUGCUUGCCUGUGAAAUUGUCAAUGCUGAGGUCGUGAGUUUAGCAUGAGCGGAUUAAUACUGUAGUUACAAGGAAAUCUACAGAAUAGGAACGAAGCAAAGAACAUUAUCUAAUAUAGAGGACACCAAGGAGAGCUUACAGAAUACGUAUUAUUUUUUAUAUUCACAAUUUAAGGAUUCUCAAGUCUGAGUUUAAUUUGAAUAUAUAAAACCGCUGUAUGAGUAAUAAUAAAAAAAAGACAUUUCGUACAGAUUAAUUUGAAACGUUCUGUGUUUAAAUCUAAUAGGUAUUUCAGCCAACAUUAAGACAAUUCAGGAGUAGAGCACCGGUAACUUAAUUUUAAUCAUUUUUUCCCCCCAUACAAUAUGCAAUCUUCUGGUGGUGGUGGACAUUUGACUUUGAGCACCAGUGACGGGGUACUUGUUAAUUCAGUUAAAAAUGCUUGCAGAAACAGGUUAAAUACAGGAGUUAAUGCAGAGGACCCAGAUUCCAUUGUGUCUCUGGUGGGUGAUUCUCGGCGAUAUGAAGGAGUCGAUCCAGGUCAUUUGAAGGCUUCCAGUCCAAGGGCUGGCAAUGCUGACGGUUCCUGUGUGGAAGAUGACUCGGAAGACGAGUCGCACAAGGAUGGGCGAACCGAUGAGGUGGACAGGGAUACGAAAGUUAGGGCAUACGCCUGGUGUAAAGAAUUCCUGUCUGGAUCAUGGAAACUCAUUUUUGAAGAUGAUUUUCAAAUUGGUAUUAUCAGUGGUGGAUUAAGUAACCUGCUGUACCUGUGCUCUCUACCGGACCAUGUGCUCAGUGUUGGAGAGGAGCCUCGCAAGGUUCUGCUGAGAGUUUAUGGAGCUAUUUUACAGGGGGUCGAUUCCCUUGUUCAGGAGAGUGUGAUGUUUGCAAUCCUAGCAGAAAGGGCGCUGGGACCACGGCUCUAUGGGAUCUUCCCUGAGGGGCGGCUGGAACAGUACAUUCCGAGCAAUCGGUUAUUGACGGAGCAGCUACGAGUUCCUGAUCUGUCCGGGGAGAUUGCUGUGAAGAUGUCCCGGUUCCAUGGGAUGGUCAUGCCCUUCAACAAGGAGCCCAAGUGGCUGUUUGGGACCAUAGAGAGGUAUAUGAAGCAGAUUUUGACAUUGAAAUUUACCAAAGAAGCCCAUUUGAAAAAGUUCAACAAACUGAUGAAGUACAACCUGCCUGCAGAGAUGGAGAGCCUGAGAGCUCUUCUUGAGUCAACUGCUUCUCCAGUGGUUUUCUGUCAUAAUGAUGUGCAAGAAGGUAACAUCCUUAUGCUGGCUGAUCGAGAUCCCUCUUCCAAAGAAAAACUUAUGCUCAUAGACUUUGAAUACAGCAGCUAUAAUUACAGGGGUUUUGAUAUUGGCAACCAUUUCUGUGAGUGGAUUUACGAUUAUACCUACAACCAGUGGCCCUUUUUCAAAGCUACUCUAGAGAACUACCCAAGCAGAGAGCAACAGUUGCAUUUCCUUCGCCACUAUUUGUCUGAAUUUUCUGGGAUUAAGGGAGAUGUAGAAUGUGAUGAUCAAGCAAAGAUUGAAGAAGAAAUGAUUAUUGAAACUAACAGAUUUGCAUUGGCAUCCCACUUCUUGUGGGGUUUAUGGUCCAUUAUACAAGCUAAGUUGUCUACAAUAGAGUUUGGGUACAUGGAUUAUGCACACUCUCGAUUUGACGCCUACUUCAAACAGAAAAAACUGUUUGCAUAGCAGUUCUAUUUGUAUCAAGGGGACCCUUCAAAAAAGACAAGAAUCUGAAUUUCAAUUUCUAAAGGAAUCCCCUGUUCCACUGGAUUAUUAUUAUUAUUAUUAUUAUUAUUAUUUAUUUCUUAGCAGACGCCCUUAUCCAGGAUGACUUCCAGUUGUAAACAAAAAUACAUUUCAAAACAAAAAUACAUUUCAAGUAUAAAAAUACAUAUUCCAGUUCUGUGAAUGUAUAAUCUUCAGUGUUAGGCUUUUCCAUUAUUUUAUUUUUUUAAAUAAUUUAGUGGUCGCCAAUUAUUUUUUAUUGUUUUCUCUCCAAUUUAGUAAUGUCCAAUAAUUUUUUUUUAGGCUCAGCCACACUGCAGACUCACUAUGCAGCCACCUAGAGCUACAGUGUCAGAGGACAAUGCAGCCCCGGGCAGCUUACAGGCAAGCCCGCAGACGCCCGGCCAGAACAGGGGUCGCUGGUGCGCGGUGAGCCGAGGACACCCUGGCCGACCUAGCCCUCCCUCCCCCAGGUGGCGCUCGGUCAAUUGAGCGCCGUCCCCUGGGAGCUCCUGCCCUCGGUUGGCAAAGGAAUAGCCUGGACUCGAACCGGCGAUGUCCAGACUAUAGGACGCAUCCUGCACUCUACGCGGAGCGCCUUUACUGGAUGCACCACUCUGGAGCCCCCAGGCUUUUCCAUUUUAUUUUAAAUUUGUUUUUGCUUCAGUGGUCAGUAAAUCUGAGACGUGCAUUUAGAGCUUGUGCGCAGCCUGGACUCUAGACCUAACAAUGGAGUGAAACAUGGAACCAAAAAUAAGCACAAUGCUUAACGACAAUGUACUGUAAAACAUAGUGGGGAAACAAAGCAUGCCAUAGCAUCAUCCUUUAAAAAUAACCCGUCCGCUUAGUAGUAUAGGAGCCAAGCAAAUGAAUUCUUAGGCAACAUCCAUUCAUAUUUUUUGUAACUGUUAAGUAACUUUUUGUUUGUGUCCUUGUUUAUAUGUCAAGAUAAAAAUACUGUAAAAAAACAAAACAAAAACAGCACCCUUGAUACACUGCAAGCGUAACACCCCUUUCAUUUGUGCCAUUUGUUAUUGUCAGCUACUUGCGCGAUGGAUGUCCAUUUAAUUGAUAACUUAAACAGCUGCUAUUUUGAGUUUCUUGAAAAUCUUUAAAGAGGUUGUUGAUAUAUUUUAUUUAUUUAUUGUUUUUGUAUCAAUUUGCACACUUGCUGACACAUAGUCCAUACAUAAUUCUUUUUUGUUGAGUUGACUGUUGCAUUCCCAUGUUGCAUUGAUACUGUUCACAAAUAGGGGACCAAGAAUUGUAGAAUUUAUAACAAUCAUUAUGGAUCCUCUUCACUGCCCAUUAUAAACACAGUACCUGUAUUUGUGAGUGUGCUGCAUGCCUAAUGAUUCAUUGGAAUAGUGAAAUAACCCUAAACAUUAUUAGUGCAAGGUUUGAAAGCAUAUAAUUGUGCAUAUUUAUGUGCUGUGAAGCUGUAGUGUGCUAGUCAUUCUUAAUUUAAUUGUAAUUAUUCUUAUUUCAGCCUAGAAUCUCUUCAACUAAGAAAAAGCUUUUUUUUUUUUUUUUAAUUUCAAAAAUUCAAGUCAAUGAUGUUAGUCUGUUUUUUUAAUGUUUUCAAAGCCUUGUUUUACACUUACAGUAGUUACUGUAGGGCACUUUGUGGAUGUACAACAGUAUCGUUGAUGAAUGUUAUAAAAUCAUUUAGGUAUACUAUUGCUUGUUUGAUAAAAGCCCAGCAUAACCAAAGGCUAGGCUAAGAGCUUGGAUCUCAUGAGCUUCUAUCACAGUAUGUCUGUUAUCAUUCGAGGCAGAUUUAAUCGUGUGUAUUGUGUUGCUCUUCUGAUUAACAUGUCUGGGGCCUGAAUAAAAUUCAGAUGUUGCCACCGUAUAACUUUGGUUUAAAUAAGGACUCCUUACUUUGCAGCUUUAGUACAAUCAUAACCAGUGUCACGCCUUCAUAUUCCCAGUGACUGAUAUUACACAGUGUGAAGAAGAAACAACUGGGUGAAAAAGUUUAAUUUGCUCUUGUGUUGUAGUACAUGUAACGUUUAAUCGAUUCAACUUUCAUCAAACAUUCAUUCAUUUUUAAUUCAGUUAGUACCAUAGGCAUGAAGACUAAACUUUGCCCAUAAUUAUAGAAAUUAUAAAACAAAACUUAAUGGUUUUGGACAAUACAAUUUUGCUGCUAGCGCAAUUAGUUUGCAAAUAAAAAUGUCUUUUUUAUUUUUUAAAUAAUUAUCCUAGAUGUAAUUAUCCUAGAUGUAAUACUGUAUAGGUAUUUUGUGUUCAUCUGAUUGCUUCGCUAAAGGGUUUUAGAGGUAAGUGCUACCUAUGGGUACACCUGGAUAGCAAAAGUUCAGACAAUCAUAAAUAAAACACAAACUGGUGAUAUCUGACCUAUUCAUUGUAGAAUGUUCUGUUUUUUCAGAUAUUUGAAUCCAACACUUAUCUUCUGGUUUCACUGACCCCUCCCUAUUCACACUGAUCUUGGAAAGCCUAAUGUUAAAGUAGUCAAAAAUAUGUGAUUAUCAGGGUCUGUGAAACCAGUUGUAUGGUAUAUAUGUCUAAAUGUUUGAUUUAACUCCAGUCUGAAUGGCUUGAAAGAGUUGUCUUCUUUGAGAGUUUGUUUGCUCUGCUGCAGUUUUAUGUAUGUAAUUGCAAUAAACUGGUUCAUAAUAAAGUAAUCUUAUUCUUAA
Messenger RNA from Acipenser ruthenus (sterlet), 4533 nucleotides. Its product is annotated as choline/ethanolamine kinase. The transcript is spliced from 11 exons. Lineage: Eukaryota; Metazoa; Chordata; Actinopteri; Acipenseriformes; Acipenseridae. Gene Ontology annotation, biological process: CDP-choline pathway; phosphatidylethanolamine biosynthetic process. The record is from RefSeq and is a predicted model, not a curated record. Bases 488 to 1831 code for a protein of 447 amino acids. Gene Ontology annotation, molecular function: choline kinase activity; ethanolamine kinase activity. Gene Ontology annotation, cellular component: cytoplasm.